AUGUUGGCGAUAAUACGCCUCGUCGCGCUUGUCUUUCAUGUGCAUAUAACGGCGCAUGGCUGCUUGAUAGUCCUCCUCGGAAAGGAAGUUGAACGUGUCGACCACGUCGCGCGAACGGCAAUCGUCAUCGCCAUCGUCGAGCGGUUUGCGCUCCCACAGGUCUCGGUAGAUGCCUGUCUCGUGCAUGGGCUCUUCCGGGUCGAUGCGCACACGGUUGUCGUCGUCCCCGCGAAUCGGCAGUGGACAGGACGUGGAGGAAGCGGUGGCGUCGGCGGGCGAAAGGAGAAAGUGCAAAAGCCGCUGCCUCUGAUCGGUGCGAAGACGGUAGAUGCGAUAUGUCACGUUGUCGGCGUUUGUGUGAAAAUAGACGGCAUCCAGCUGCUUGGGCAGGUGAACCGCCUUGGACACGGGCGAGUCCUCAUGAUGGUGUCCGGCGCGUCUGGCCCGCGCCGGUCGAACAAGACCACACCGCCGAAGAUCCGGUCCUCGGCCCAGUAG
Molecule: messenger RNA, 498 nt
Organism: Sporothrix schenckii 1099-18
Lineage: Eukaryota; Fungi; Ascomycota; Sordariomycetes; Ophiostomatales; Ophiostomataceae
Exons: 1
Coding region: 1-498 (165 amino acids)
Source: RefSeq, a predicted model, not a curated record